AUGGAUGAUCACUCACUCAACUCUGGCUCACUCCAACCUGCCAGAGCUGGGUUUGAGAGAUCAGCGCAUGAGCCCACCGACACGCACCCACGAGAAACACCGCGAAGAGCCAGACCACCUCCGUUGAGAGCUUUAUAUCAUCAGACUCAACAGUCUCUUCCACGUUUGGAUGCACCAAACCAGCCCAUCGGCCAACAUCCAAGAUUUUUGAUUGCACACGCUUCUCAAAGGAGCGGGAAUGGUUCCGAGACCUUGCCUCGACAAACAACACAUGUGAGAGCCUUCUCGCAGCCGCAAUCCCCGACAUAUUGUGCAAGUCCAACCGGCGCAUUGACCCCUCGCAUUUCAAUCACAACCGAUGAUCUAUUUGGGGAAACUCCCCUCUCAUCACCAAGCCAUAUUCCUGACAUUCCACCAUUUCCGCCAUCAUUUCAGAAUCCCCCGCUGCCCCAGCAUGAUCACUAUCUACGAUCUGCCGAUCUUAUUGCACCUCUCAGCACUCACCGCAGUCUGAAGCCUCACAGCCCCGCCGUCUCAGAGACUAUCCCCAACAAUCGUUAUACUAUGGGAUCUAUCGCUUCGAGCCAGGCUAUCCCCAGCAAUCGUUAUACUUUAGGAUCUAUUGCUUCGAGCCAGGCUAUCCCCAACAAUCGUCAGACUUUAGGAUCUAUUGCUUCGAGCCAGGCUAUUCCCAACAAUCGUCAGACUCUAGGAUCUAUCGCCUCGAGCCAGGCUAUCCCCAAUAAUCGUCAGACUCUAGGAUCUCUCGCUUCGAGCCAGGCUAUCCCCUCCAGCUGGGAAUUUGAACCAGCAGAAUCCGGCAUCUUCGGAGCCAAUUUGGAUGCCGAAUGGGAAGGAAACCAAUAUGCCCUGCAAAAUGACAGAACAUUUAGAAGAAGCACUAUUUUUGGGAAGAAAAACAACCCAGCGAUGCGCACGAAUUCCAAGUCCAAUCUCAUCUCUUCAGAAUCAAGUCCAACCAUAAUACCACCGCCACUCGCCAUUUUGAGAUCAAACCAGCACUCAAGAGAUUCCAUUGACUUUUAUUCAAAAAGUCAAUCUCGGAGGGGUUCUGCUUCCACCACAGGGAGCGAGUCUGUCAAGAGUAUAGAUCCCGAAAAAUCGCAUAUCGUGCACCAAUUUUCCCACCACAAUGAGCAGCUGGAUUUGGAAUGUUUGGAAAAAGAGCCAGAGGCGCUGCCCCAAUCUGUGCCGACUAGUAGCCUCAAAAAAUUCAAUUGCAGCAAGCCUCUUUCUCCGGAUAUAGGGGCCAUCCGCGAUACAGAGCCUCGUAUCAGUCACGCGAGCUUGAGUAGUCUGAUACGACGUGCUGUUAAAAUGGCUACGAGCCCUAGGAUGGCUUCGAUCCCAGAUGAAAGCCGAGCUAACAGCCGAGCUGAUCUUCUCGGAAAUCACUGCAACGACUCUGUGUCCGAGAUCAUUGAUUCGUUCCCUACACCUGGUUUAUCAACUCAAAAUGAAAAUAAACACUGGACUGCUUUAUUCGGACGCUCCAAUCUACGCUUUGUCGAAAAUAUCAAUACCGAAGAGAAGACACCACAUGCCACUUCCCCUACGACUCACUACCGCAGCUUGCGACGUUGCUGUGGCCUUUCCCCGACCAUGUUUACGAUUCUAUGCAUCGUGAUCGUUCUCGUCAUUCUUUCUGCCAUUCUCCUUCCUGUUCUUCUUAUUCAUCAUUCAAAGGCCCUGUCGUCUUCUUGUGCCAAAACCACGCCCUGCUAUAACGGAGGAGUCAGCGUGUCAAUCGGUAGCAGCUGCUCCUGUGUCUGUGGCAACGGAUUCACAGGCUCGAACUGUACCACCAACGGAGACAGCAAUUGCAUUACAUCCGACGUCACCUCAAAUAACAACGCGACUAUGGGUUCCUCACUCCAGACCCUGUUCGCGGAUUCAGCAACAAAAUUCAGCAUCAACCUUGAACCUGAUACCAUUCUGGCUUUGUUCAGCUCAAACAACGCAUCUUGUACAACGGAGAAUGCGCUCGUUUCUUUCAGCGGGGUUCCAACUAGUAGUGGCACCGGGGAUACCUUCACUACUCGAUCCGCAGCCACCAAGAAUGGAAUUCUAUACGAUGACUCAAACGCUAGCAAGACCGCAGCCAAAGCUUCCAGGGAGAAUGAUACAAUCGUUCCAUCUAAGGUACUAGAAUUCUCAAAGGUCGCUGUGCUCUAUAUUCUUGAACAGACAGGCUCGUUCACCAAUGCCGACUAUACGAGGCGAGCCAUUUUUUCAUAUAUGGUUCACGAUUACAACAGCACAGUACACAACUCGAUGCAGGUUCUGGGAAAUUAUGAACUGGACUUUGAAAACGAAUCCAUCACUUUACCCAAUGGGACUAUGAUAGGAGGAUAA
Penicillium odoratum is the source of this 2376-nucleotide messenger RNA. Its product is annotated as calcium-binding EGF-like domain-containing protein. The record is from RefSeq and is a predicted model, not a curated record. The coding region runs from base 1 to 2376 and encodes 791 amino acids. Lineage: Eukaryota; Fungi; Ascomycota; Eurotiomycetes; Eurotiales; Aspergillaceae. The transcript has 2 exons.